AAGUGGUUAAAAUCUGUUGGAUUUUGCCCGCGCAGGUUCAAAUCCUGCUGCCGACGAAUUUUUAUCUACAUCGAAUUAUGUUUGUUCAUUUUCCCUAAAUAUUCCAAACCACUGCAAUGUGAUGAAAUUGAAAUUGACAAUGUCGAACCCAGAAUUAAAACUUUUGAUGAUUUCACUUCAUCGCAUCUCUUGGGUCACCGUCAGGUCUUUCUAUAAGUGGGUAUCAAAGACCUUAGAACUGGAAACCUCCAUGGGCUAGAGACAGAGUGGAGCAUCUGAUUCGAGCGGCUUUAUAAAGUACUGCUCCUUCGUUAGAAUACCUGCAGAACAAAAAGUAUGGUGGUGGAACGAAUCGAAUUUUGCUGCCAUUUUCCAUGUUAUGUGUAAAAUGAGCAAGGAAAAGAGUGGGAUAUAACAUCUAAUCAUGUAUGUUUUGAUUACAUGGCUAUCCAAAUUUUCGAGUAAAGCAUAAUGCCAGAGGUAUGCCAAGCUAUGAUUAGGGUUGAAGUUAAGAUUCGAUAAUAGUUCCUCACUUUUGUUCUUCAGAUCAUAUGACAUAUGGCAUAUGGCAUAUCUUGGCCAUCAUUAGUCAUUGAUUGUGCUACCUAGUUAAAAAUGAACAGCAUAAUCCAAUGUGGAUAUUGUAGGCUAGAACAUUUUACCACCAAAAGGGCUGGUAUUGUUUGUUGCUCAAGAUGCCAUACCGUAAUUCCUAUACAAACAUGUGAAGUCACAAACUAUACUAAUAUUCUGAAGAACAGAACUUGGAAAGAUCCUCAGCUGCAAAAGAUCAAAAGUUCUAGUCUGAACCUUGGCACUUAUAGAAAUGGCAACCUUGGAAGCACUUCAGGACCAUCUGAAUAUAAGGCUCUAGCAAGCCAAUGGCCAAAAGCUUCUUUUACAAUAUUAAAUGCAUGCCCUAGAGGUAUCUCUGCAGCAAGGAUUGGGAAACGAGCAUUAAUCUGUGGCGUGAGCUACAAGAAGCAGAAAUACAAGCUGAGAGGAACUCUCACUGAUGUCUACAAUAUAAAGCAGCUUCUUUUGAAUCGAUACCAUUUUCCUGAGAAUUCAAUUAGAGUCCUUACAGAGGAAAGUGAUCUUGAUCGAGUGCCUACUAAAGCAAACAUGGAAGAAAGCUUGAGAUGGCUUGUUGAAGGAAGCAAACCAGGGGAUUCACUGGUAUUUUAUUUCUCUGGACAUGGUUUGCGUCAACGUGAUUUUGACAAUGAUGAGCUUGAUGGAUUUGAUGAAACACUGUGCCCUGUUGACUUCAAGACUGAAGGAAUGAUCUUUGACAAUGAUAUCAACACCAUGAUAGUUAAACCUCUAAUCAAGGGGGUAACACUCCAUGCGAUCGUUGAUGCUUGUCAUAGCGGAACUAUCCUUGAUCUUGAGUACUUGUAUGAUCUGACUGGGAGGAAGUGGUUGCACAAUAGACCUCCUUCUGGAGCUAAGAAGUGUACAAGGGGAGGUCGUGCCAUCUGUUUUAGUGCCUGUCGUGAUGAUGAAAUGGCUACUGACAGCAAUGCUUUUACUAAAAAGGGCAUGAGUGGUGUCAUGACGUAUUGUUUCAUCCAAGCUAUACUUAAUAAACCAAAGUUGACGUACUCUGAACUCUUAUAUUCUGUGCGUAAGUCUAUUCUGGAGACCUUUGCAUCAAGAUGCAUCAGUUCAAAGCUUAUUGAUAAGUUGUUACACCGCGAAUUAUCACAGGAGCCACAACUGUCUUCUUCUGAAAUAUUCGAUGUUGAAAAUACCAUGUUCACCUUGUGAUCACCGCAAUGAGAAAGUAAGCUUUGAACAAGCUCUCUGCUAUUCUUUGUGACAAGAAACCUCUACUUGUUGGAAACAUUCUGUAUUAUGCUUUGAUUGUUUUCUAAUUGUGCAUAACCAUUGACACAUGUCCAUUGUAUCAUGUUGAAGUUACCAACUAAUUAUAUAUUCAUUAUUCUUACUGAA
Molecule: messenger RNA, 1959 nt
Organism: Chenopodium quinoa (quinoa)
Lineage: Eukaryota; Viridiplantae; Streptophyta; Magnoliopsida; Caryophyllales; Amaranthaceae
Product: metacaspase-1-like
Exons: 6
Coding region: 616-1773 (385 amino acids)
Biological process (GO): proteolysis
Molecular function (GO): cysteine-type endopeptidase activity
Source: RefSeq, a predicted model, not a curated record